Molecule: messenger RNA, 1716 nt
Organism: Schistosoma mattheei
Lineage: Eukaryota; Metazoa; Platyhelminthes; Trematoda; Strigeidida; Schistosomatidae
Source: the annotation of a GenBank genome assembly
AUGGAAUUAACAAUUUUACGCUUAUUACGUAACUAUUCUGUGAAACGGGUUUCCAAAAAAGCCUUAAGUUUAGAAAAUGUGAUAUCCGGUAGUGAGAAAAAUUCCUCUGAAUUAAUCAAGUCAGUAAUAGCUUCGAAGUUGGAACCACAGGAUAUUCCACAAAAUUUUCCAAUUUUGUCUAAUCAAUCUUCUUUCGAUCGAAAUAGUAGUCGUAAAACAUCAGUAUCAACUGAUGAUACAAAGUGCUGUGCUCCAAAUGAAGGGGAUAUAUGUCUUGCUGUCCCCAUAGUUACACGUAGAGCUUCAGCAACGGACUAUGAGCUUCUCGAUAGUCGUUUAGGUAAAUCUAAAAGAUUGUUAGAUACUCCGAUAUCCAUAACUGUGACUGACACUCAAGCUGAGCUAGAUGGUAAUUUAACCUUAAAAAAUGAUGAUAUACAUGCAUUGAGUACUCCAGGGUUAUUUUUAGAAGACCAAAGGUUUACUCGUCGAAACAGCUUCCUGUCUUAUUCUACAGCUGUCGAGGUCAAUGGCAAAGAGGAUCAAGAACCUAUUGAUGAUGAUAAGCAUUUUCAUCCAUCUGCUGAAAUACAAAACAAGAUAGUAAGCUCAUCUUCAUUUCUCAGUGGACUGCAAACAAACGAGUCUAUAUUACUGGAUACGGAUACUGAUAAACAGAAAAUUACGUAUAAACGACUUCCACCUGUUAUCACUUAUGAUUGGAUCAAAUUCCCUGCUGGGAUUAUGGCUAUUGGUGUAAAGUAUUCUUCACAUGUUAGUAGUAAUCAAGAUCAAAUCUUAGUCACACUGCACACAGGUAAAAAUCUGCUAUCUCCUCGCUUAUGGCAUAGAACAAUUUUUUGUGUUUACUGUACUAUAUCUAAUAAAGAAAUUACUCAAACAUUCACUGUUCACAGUAAGGAAACCGAAUUCGGUUGUCCACAGUUUUUAAAUCAUAAUGAGAUUUCAAUGAAUAUACCAGUAAGAAGAUGUUCAAUCUUAUCUGGAGCACAUGAUAUUGAAGCACCAAAAAUACAUAUAAAAUUGAAAAUUUUCGAAUCCAUUCCUAAGUGGUCUGGUGAUAAAGAAUAUUAUCACGGAUCUUGUAGUAUGUCAACAGAAGAGCUUUCGAACGGUCAAAAGGAAUUUGAACACAUCGGAUGGUGUCUAGUUGAAGAAGCUUAUCCAGUAAUACGUUUAUCAGGUGAUAUGUUGAUUUCAAUAUGUCGUAAUCAAAGCAAAGGAUUUGUUAAUAUUCGAAUACAUGAAAUAAGAAAUUUACAAUUUCUUUCAUGUGGAAGAUGGAGAAUUGAAAACUUGAACGAUGUGUUAAAUAACAGAGCUUAUGAAAUGACAGUAUAUAGCUGUUUGAUUAAUGCUGGCCAUAUAAUUAAGUCAAUCAAGGCAACAACAAUCCAUCAUCCUUCUCGAAGAACUUCAAAACAUUAUGGAACAGAUGUAGACAAAUCAACAGAAAACAAGCUAUGCGAAGCAAAAACUACUGAGACAAAAUCUAACAAUUUCACACUGGUUGAUUGUUUUGUUCACUUUAGUCUACCUACAGUAAAAAAAUCUGUUGGUAGACAUUUAGCAGUUAAACAUGGUAUAACGAUAUACGUAAAAGUCCGAAUUUGCUGGGACUCCAAGUUACACACUAUUAUUCUAACAUUUUCGUAUAACUACAACAUACCAGGCUCAGAAAAUGCUUCCGAAUGA